CAUGAAAAGGGCCGAUGAAAUAAGACUACAAAACAUACAGUGAGAACAGGGGAAAGGGGUUUAGGCCCAAUUGAGGCAUCAAGAAACAUUACAGUCCAAAGGUCUGCUUUCCCUCCAAUCUUUGACUCACCCACCUGUUUAAAUUUCAAGAAAGAUUUAUGCUCAUUACAAAUUCACAGCACAUACAAGAUUAAAUGUUCUUACCAAACAAAUAUUAAAUGCACCUGACACAAGCCAUACGGAUUAUAUUUAUAUCAGUAUUAAAGAAAAGAAUUAGGAGUGUAGCCUGUUAAAUGUUAAGCCGUUUAUCGAUCAAAGAUAAUGAUAAUCAUAAUUCCCAAGACAUUGAAUGGGCAAGCCAGUUGUGAAUUUCUGGCCUCCAUUCAAAAAACUAAAGCAGACUACACAAAACAACUCGUCGAGUAAACAGAGCGUCAUGCAGUUAUGGCUGUGAUUUGGAAAAGCGCCGUUCUUUCUUCCCCUUCUCCUCUGAUAUUCAACAACUGCAGUUACUCUUCCGAGUUUCACAAAUCUUCUUUCUUCAAACCAAACUCCAGCAAUUCAUUCCUGAGGAGAUCAUUUCUCCAACCUGAUUUUCACCGCCCCCCACUUCACCUGCCCAUUUCAUCUCCCAAAGAGCUAAUUGAGUGCCUACUGAAGAAGGAGGACUUGACUGAAGAGGAAGCAGAGGGAUCACUUGAUUUCUUGCUAAGUGAAGGAAGUCAAGCUUUAAUCAGUGCUUUUCUUGUUCUCCUAAGAGCCAAAGGCGAAACCUAUGAAGAAAUCGUGGGUCUGGCGAGAGCUAUGAUAAAAUGCUGUAAAAAGGUUGAAGGGUUGGAAAAUGCGGUGGACAUCGUAGGGACUGGCGGUGAUGGCGCAAACACAGUGAAUAUCUCAACAGGUGCGGCAAUUCUUGCGGCCGCUUGUGGGGCUAAAGUUGCUAAGCAAGGGAAUCGGUCGAGUUCUUCUGCUUGCGGAAGCGCGGACGUUUUGGAAGCACUAGGAGUGGCUAUUGGCCUCGAGCCCGAGGGAGUGAAGAGAUGCGUGGAAGAAGUGGGAAUUGGAUUCAUGAUGUCCCCGAACUAUCAUCCUGCGAUGAAGACUUUUGCUCCUGUAAGGAGGAAGCUUGGAGUGAAGACUGUAUUUAACAUCCUCGGUCCCAUGUUAAAUCCAGCUCGUGUACCUUUUUCUGUGGUCGGAGUCUACAAAGAAGACAUGGUCAGUAAGAUGGCUAAAGCGCUACAACGAUACGGAAUGGAGAGAGCAUUGGUUGUUCAUUCAGAGGGCUUAGAUGAAAUGAGUCCACUUGGGCCAGGGGUGGUGCUUGAUAUUACGCCUGAAAAGAUUGAGAAGUUCUUUUUUGAUCCGUUAGAUUUUGGUAUUCCUCGAUGCACCUUAGGAGAUUUACAAGGGGGAGACCCAAAAUAUAACGCUGACGUGCUAAGGUUUGUGCUCUCUGGCAAGAAAGGAGCUGUGGCAGAUGCAUUUGUCUUAAAUGCAGCUGCAGCAUUGUUUGUCAGCGGGCAUGUAGGCAACUUUGCUGAAGGGAUAGCUCUGGCACGUGAAACACAGAGAUCAGGGAAAGCUCUUGAUACUCUUGAUUGCUGGAUUCGUGUCUCAAAUAAGGUGAAAGCACAUAGAGCCAUAACUGCCUGAGUGUAGAAGAAGAGAGGACCUACAGUCAUUCAUACAAGCAGCAAAAACUUUGCUUCUUGAGCUUGCCAUUUGGACUCUGGACGAGAUAAAGCGGCAAGAGGAGAAUGUUUGUUGCCUGAUUUUGAUUCUCGCUAGUGGGUGUAGUCAAAUUAUGUUAACUGUGAACACUUGCAAAUUGCUUUCAUUCUGUAAAUGUGCAGCUAGAACUAUGUAUAACCAUAGGUCUUGGGGUGUAAGGACUUUUUAGCUUUUGUUGCUAAGCCUCUGUUUCUUUAGCAUCACAACAGCAGGUGAAGAGAAUAGCUUGUUAUAAAUACGCAAACAUGCUGUUCGUGAACAUGUAAUUCCCUCAAUAAUGAAGCCAUCUCCAGCUGUUUAUAA
Sesamum indicum (sesame) is the source of this 2037-nucleotide messenger RNA. Its product is annotated as anthranilate phosphoribosyltransferase, chloroplastic. Gene Ontology annotation, molecular function: anthranilate phosphoribosyltransferase activity. The record is from RefSeq and is a predicted model, not a curated record. Gene Ontology annotation, cellular component: cytosol. Gene Ontology annotation, biological process: L-tryptophan biosynthetic process. Lineage: Eukaryota; Viridiplantae; Streptophyta; Magnoliopsida; Lamiales; Pedaliaceae.